This is a messenger RNA of Lotus japonicus, 1475 nucleotides long. RefSeq lists its product as uncharacterized. The coding region runs from base 126 to 1376 and encodes 416 amino acids. The record is from RefSeq and is a predicted model, not a curated record. NCBI's taxonomy places the organism in Eukaryota, Viridiplantae, Streptophyta, Magnoliopsida, Fabales, Fabaceae. The transcript is spliced from 5 exons.
CCCCAAUUUCAUUGAUUUGGGGUUUCGCCUCCUUCACAAGCAAUCAAUCAAUCGCUGUUCUUCUCCAAAAUCCUAACUUUGAUCACAUACACAAGAAUUUCAAGUACUGCAGAAACCUUGAAAACAUGGCAUCAACACCACCACCAGCAGUUCUCAGAAAGAAGGACUCAGCCAAGAAUGGAGAACAAUCUACCUCUAGAUUGCGGCCUCGUAUCAAAACAGAUAAACCAAGUCAGGUAGCAAAGUGUAUGGAAAUUCAGAGUUCUAGUAUUGUGGCAAAGAAGAGUGAAGUCCCUACAAUUGGUCAACCUUCCAAAGAUAAGAGUACUAAGAAGAGCACUGAAUCUAAUCCUCAGAGUAUUGAAGUUCAUGCUGCUGCAUCUUCUGGUAUAUCUUGCCUAUCUUUAAAGGAUCAUGGUGCUGAAACAAAGGGUAAAGAAGAUUUGAAGAAUCAGCAUGUUAAGAGAGAGGCUUCUCAGCCUCCUCAAUGUGGAAUCAAGGCUUCAUCUAAUAGCAGAAAAAGGCAGAAUGAAGAACCAAUUGCCUCUACAUUGAGGCCUCCUUUCAAAACUGAACGCGUAGGAGGAGGAAUCAAUGUGAAUAAUCCAACAGUAGAUAAACCAAGUCAAGUAUCAAAGUCUAUGAAAAAUCAGAGCUCUAGUCUUGUGGCAAAGAAGAGUGAAGUCCCUACAAUUGGUCAACCUUCUAAAGAAAAGAGCACUAAGAAGAUCAAUGAUUCUAAACCCCAGAGUAUUGAAGUCCCUACAAUUGGUCAACCUUCUAAAGACAAGAGCACUAAGAAGAGCAAUGAUUCUAAACCCCAACGUACUGAAGUACAUGCUGUAUCUUCUAGUAGAGCUUGCCUGUCUUUAAAGGUUCAGGGUGCUGAAACCAAGGGAAAACAAGAUUUGAAGAAUCAGCAUGCUCCUAAGAGAGAGGCCAAUGCUUCAUCUAGUAGCAGAAAAAAGCAGGAUUCAAAAAUUACAAAGAACCAGAGUUCUGUGACCAACAAGAGUAAAGCCUAUGAACCCUCUUCUUCUAAUAUUAGGAGGGGGAAAGAGAAGAUCAUACCUUCACUGAGACAAGCGAAAAGACCAAUGAAUGAAGACCCAAUAUACUAUAUUACGUGUGAAGGCUCUGAAGAAAUGCAUACGUUUUGGAAUUGCGCUUUAUGUGAGGGAUCAAUGGAAUAUCCAAGUAAUGAUGAACAAAGUGAGUAUUUGGAUUCUUUAUUGUUGCAUGAGAUAGAGGAAUUGGGUCCUUUUUUUCCAGAAGCUGCUGUUCUUCAAUGUGGUCAUGUCUUCCACAGCACAUGUUUGCCAUUGGAGCUAACUGAGCUCAUUGAUCCUCCUUGUCCUCUAUGCCUUAGCUGUUAGUAGUGAUAUUUAUCCUCCUCAUUUUUAAAAACUCAUCAAAUUGGAUUUAUAAAUCAUGUGAACAAAAGAAAAUUUAACAGAAGUCAUAUUUUACAGUCA